AUCCAUUUGUUAAACUUAUGCAUUUAACGCCACCUUUGUUAUCCUUACCACUGAAGGUGAAAAAUAUAAAUUAGACUUUUCAUAAUUAUAAUUUUAUAACAAUCUUUCAAUGUAUUUAAAGUAAACAUACAAUAUUUUAUGUGACACGGUACAAUUAAUUGUGUAAAUAAAUGUAGAUUGAUAUAACACAGAGUACAGUUCAGUUAUAGACACAGUCGUAUCGGAGAUUGCAAAUUACAAACACAAGGCGCGCUACAGAACCAAGCCUAACAAAUCGAUUGAAGCGCCUUGAGAGACAUUUUUUAACCCAAAAGAGCUUUAUCCCCUCCACUGGAGUUUCCAAAUCUGAGUGUGUAUACAAGACAGUUAUUGCAAGGAGUUAUACAACCGUUGUUCAUUACGACUUACGCUUACGACUUAAGAUCGUGAAAUUAGAUGCAGAUAUAAGAGAUUCGGUUAAAAAACGAUUUAAAUCAGUUUCGAUUUAUCACAUUGGAGUUAAAUUAAAAGUACUAUUUUAAACAAAGCUAUCAGCAGAAAUGUCUGCGUGGAGGCAAGCGGGAUUAAAUUAUAUUAAUUAUUCGCAAAUAGCUGCCAGACUUGUUAGACAAGCUUUAAAAGCAGAGCUCCGAUCAGAUGCCCUAAAACGUGAUGAAAUAAACGUAAAAUUUACCCAAUGGAAAGAUGGUAAACCUAUUACUGAAAAACAAUAAUAAUAAACAAAUAAACAUGCGUAAAUGUACAAUAAUGUUGCAUAAAAUAUAACAGCAAGGAGAUUUAGACAUGGAGAUUCCCUGUUCAAUAUUAAAUAAUUUGCUACUAACAUACCUACUAUAUAAAUGUGUGAAAUGUGUGAAAUUUAUAUAAGUACAAGGUAUAAUCGAACGGUAUAAUCAUAGAUAGUACAAUCCAAGAAGGCUUGAUAUGAUAAAAUAGAAACAAAAUAUAUAAUAAUCAUUUUUCAUACAAGAUUUUAAUUCUGAAUAAAUCGAUGUCGAAAAUUCGUCGAGUACACGUAUACUUAGCUAUAACUUGCAAUGUAUCGCGUUCAGUAAUAUACAUAUACCUACAAUGCAUACAAAAAGUGUUGGCAUAUCAGUGUAUUUAUUAUAGCAUUUACAUAUUAAUUAAUUAGUGUGAUUUCGAUGAUUCUUUAAUAUGUUGUAAAACUCAAUAUUUUGAUUAAUUCUUUUCUGUACACUAAGCUGAGCUCGCUUAGUUUCUGAGAUAUUCGCGAAAAAUUGCCGGUUCUUUUUAGAGGACAUUGUAUUAUUCUGUAUAUAGUACAUUCUAUAACGUAUGUGUGAAUAUUGCUGGUCACCAGCUGCUUACCUUUUAUUUAUAGAUCCCGUGCACAAUUGCAUAUACAAGGCUGUAAGAAAUGUUUGUUACAACUCAAUUAAAAAUGAAUAUCAUUAAUGUACAUUAAUUGGGUUUGGGUUUUCAACACAGCUGACAAUGCUACAUGAAACAAUAACAAUUCUUCUAUUUCGUAAACUAAUAUCAAUUAUUCAUUCCCCUAUUUUUAUAAUUAUUUUAUGAUUUAUAUAAACAUUGCUAGUCGCCCCGCGGCAGUCGGAUUGAAAAAUUUAACCCAAACCCACUAUAUUGGUGAUAUUUUCACUGAUGAUUUUCGAGUUAUAAGUUAUAACAAAUAUUUCUUGCAGCCUUGCAUAUACAACUGUACACAUUUAUAAAUACUCGUUUAUGAACAGAAGAUAAAUAUCUGACAACCAAUACUGACGCAUACGUUUUACGCAUACGUACGGCACAGAUUUACAACUAUAGACUGAAACAUACUGUAGUGAUAUCAACAGUGUUUAGAGAAUAUCUCGAAUGCUAAGGUCGACCGCUGGUUAUGUGUAUAAGAAAUAGUAGUUCAAAAUAUUGAUAUCUAUAACAUAUUUCAAAAUUAUCAGAAUCAAAGAUGAGGUAGCUUUCCUGUAGUUUCAUUAAAUUUGUAAUAUCUUACAAAAUAUUAAUUUUUUUUGGCAUUGUAUCCUAAUACCUUUCUGUUCAAAAUGGCACAAAGAAUCAGUUAAUGCAAAUAAAAUCGUAAGAUUCCAUUUUUUAAAAAAAUGUACAUUUGGAACUGUGCCGAUGCAUUUCUGUGAAAAAUCGAACUAUAUGAUAAUAAAUAGUGCAAUGUAAUGCAAACAAAGCAGUCUUUCUAUCUACGAUAAGAACAGAGUUAUAGUUCGGUUCGGUCAUUAAGUCUAGGUUCGGACCAGAAUUCGCCUUGUGGAUUGGUUUCUGAUCACCAUUGAUGUUUUCAUCACCAUUUGACUGACCCCGGUUUCGUCGACAUUGUUUAUUUGUCGACAUGUUGAAAUCACUGACAAUAUUUUCGUCGACGCUCAUUUCACCGAACUGAGUGAGUAUCUCUGAGUGUCGAGGAAGACACUGUUGGUAUAUAAAUGAUGUCGAUAAAACUGGCAUCGAUAAAGAUAUUGUCACAAACUAAUCCCAUACUGUACAUAUACAAUUAGAAAUCGUUAAAAUCUAAAUUAUAAUAGAUUUUUCCCUUUUAAGUGAAAAUGAGGAUUUAUUCGGAAACAGUUCCCAUGCAAAAGUAAUAUUGAACAUUUUCAUCUCAUUUUUAUAUAAAAGCAUUAGUUCUAGGAUUGUAUAAUACCAUGAAUAUAUGCUUUGUAUGUUAAGAGAUACCUUGUGCAUCAUAAUUGAUUAAAUACUAAUAGUGAUAUACACUAACAUAUAGUUAAGAAGCAUAUGUUAUAUAUAAUAUAUGUUAUCAUUUUAUUAUGGACUGUUUAACAUUUUAACGUUUUAUCGAGCAGAAAUUAAACUUAUUUAAUUCUAUUCAUUUAUUUAAAAAAUUUGGUAAGUUACAAAAAUUACAUUUCGUUAUUUUUGUUGCAGAAAAUCCAUAAAUUAUAUCACAGAUUGAG
Molecule: messenger RNA, 2909 nt
Organism: Bombus terrestris (buff-tailed bumblebee)
Lineage: Eukaryota; Metazoa; Arthropoda; Insecta; Hymenoptera; Apidae
Product: protein stunted
Exons: 4
Coding region: 540-713 (57 amino acids)
Biological process (GO): proton motive force-driven mitochondrial ATP synthesis
Cellular component (GO): mitochondrial inner membrane
Molecular function (GO): proton-transporting ATP synthase activity, rotational mechanism
Source: RefSeq, a predicted model, not a curated record